CUGUUGGUAGCUUGUUACCAGGGCUUUAUGGAUAUUGUCUUCACUCUGGCCCAGUGCCCUUACGUUGAUGUCAACUGGCAGGACAAGGAGGGAAACACAGCUCUGAUUAUUGCAGCACAAGCAGGACACAUAACAAUCACAAAUUAUUUGCUGAACUAUUUUCCUGGCCUUGACAUCGAGAGGAGGAAUGUCCAUGGAUUCACUCCAUUGAUGAAAGCUGCAAUGCAAGGAAGAACAGAAUGUGUCAGAGCUUUGUUACUGGCAGGUGCAGACAUUCGUGCCACUGAUCCCGGGAGGCAGUUUACCCCGCUACAAUGGGCAGUGUUCACAGCGCGGCAUGAUACCACCUUCCUCAUACACAAACUGCUGGCCAAGCCUUGCCCUGAGCAGUUCAGUGACAAGUACAGACCCGAGUGGCCAAGACUAAAGGAACUUGUAGCCAAAGCAAAAGAACCCAGGACUUGUUUGGAAAAAAUCUGCGAGACCAUCAGGUCCACCCUGACCUUCAAUCUGCCCCGUGACCCCGAGGAGGAGGGGCUGAUGGACCACAUGGUCAGGAUGACCACCAGCAUUUGCAGCCCUUUCGUUGCGAUCGGGUGUAGGACAGUGUGCCCGGACAGUCCUCCCUGCGUGGGCAAGCGCAGGCUGGCAGUUCAGGAGAUCCUGAACCAGCAAAAGGCUCAGGAUAUCAAAGCUCAGGGAAAGGACAACACUAACGAAUACCAAAAAAAAUUUCAAAACUCGCAAGUGGUCCUGCUUACAAAAAUGAAGGACAGGAGAGCGAGUCUGCAGCCUGUGAACCUCGACCCCAGCCAAAUGUCUGUGGUUUCCACCAGGAGGAGCAGUCUACUGCCCCUGAACAUGAUGAGAAGGAGCAGUGUCCGACCAGGCCUAGUGAUGCCAAAGGUGCGUGUGAUCAAAGCGCCCACUCCAACCUAUCAGCCAGAACGGAUACGCAGGAGAAGCAGCACCCAGGAGAGUUAUUUUCUGGACAUCCCCAAGUGGAGGUAUAAGGAGCUGAAGGAGGAAAGGAAGAAAGCGGAGGAAGAAGAGGAGAAGAAGAAAGCUGAGGAGGCAGAGAAGCAGAGAGCAGCCAAGUUAGCAGGGAAUCAGAAAUCGCUGUGAAGGGGCUGUAUAGGGACAGAGAGAUCUUGUUAAACUAUAGCAAACAAAACAGCAACAACAAUACCUUAGUCCAGAUAAUUUGCACUUUUACUCGGUUCCUCUUAUCAAAUAGAAGAUGCAUUCAUUGAGAUGGAGAGAGUGAACGGGUGAACUGUCUAUGAACAGUAACAGAAUGCACAGGACCUCAGUUCAGUGGCAGGAGUGGGAAGUGUCGGGUUAAGUGCAACUUUUUAAUCGAAGAUGUUGUUUAGAAGUGGCAAUCAGAGGUUCUCUAUUUUCAGUUUGCUUAAAAGGUCCACUUUCAUAAUGGAAGGUGUUCUUAAACCUUCAGCACAAAAUGUACCUUUGGGCAAAAUCAAUGACUGUGUAACUUCUUUCAAUCACACAAUUUCAAACUGUGACCAGCGCCCAGGAGCUACAAUUUUUUUUUG
Messenger RNA from Callorhinchus milii (elephant shark), 1556 nucleotides. RefSeq names its product ankyrin repeat domain 33ba (gene ankrd33ba). The transcript has 3 exons. The record is from RefSeq and is a predicted model, not a curated record. NCBI's taxonomy places the organism in Eukaryota, Metazoa, Chordata, Chondrichthyes, Chimaeriformes, Callorhinchidae. Gene Ontology annotation, molecular function: protein binding. Bases 28 to 1125 code for a protein of 365 amino acids.